AUGGCAACGUCUUUACAGGAGGUGGUUGUAUACGACCUCCCCAACGCAGUUUGUCUCUUAGCUUUAAAUGUGCAGCGGCAGAAGCAACAGCAGCCGCAGCAGCUGCAAGAGCAGCAGCAGCAGUUGUCCCCUAGUGCUCCUGCUUCGACCCCAAGAGACAAGGCAAUCGGCUGUUGCUGCCGCUGCAGCUGCUACGGCCGUCUUUUGGUCUUCAAGAAGACAGUGUUAGAUCCAGCAGAAGCAGCAGCAGCAGCAGCAGCAGGGAGCAACAAGGGCAGCAGCAGCAGCAAUUCCAGCAGAAGCAUCUGUACAGAUACUCGGAGGAGCCUUAGUUGUGUAGCUGCCUUCCAGCAGCACUGUCUGCCCACGGCGAGCGUCUUUGAGUCGACGAGGCUGCUGCUGCUGCAGCAACAGCAGAAGUACAACAGCCAACUGCAGCAGCAGCGUCACAACACAGACUGUUUGCGGCUGCUGCUGCGGCCUCCGAGUUCUCAGCAGCAGCAACAGCAGCAGUUGGGGGUUGCUGCCGCUAGCACGUUGCCUCCAGGUGGCUGCGCAGGUGCCAUCGACAACAACAGCAACAACAGCAGCAGCAACAACUCUGCUGCUGCUCGCAGCAUAUGCGGCCAGGGUACAUGCAGCUGCUUUGCUGCUGCGCCAGUCUUCGGGCUUCUAGGGGCGGUGCAGCUCUUAUGCGGUCUUUAUCUCUGUGUGGCUACUCAGAGAUCGACUGUUGGGGCUCUCCCCGAUAUAGCGGCAGCAGCAGCAGCAGGUGCAGCAGUAGCAGCAGGUGCAGCAGCAGCAGGACUGGAUCCUGUGCCGAUAUUUGCUCUUGAAGGUGUGCAGUUAAUCCCUCUUUUCGCUUGGAAGUGGGAGGGAUCGCAGCAGCCGCUGCACCAUGCAGCAGCAGCUGCUGCUGCUGAUGCUGUUGCUGUUGAACUGCAGCGGCAGGUAUUCUAUGGAGGCCCUCGUGUUGGUGGCUGCUGCGCCCCUGCAGGUGUAGACAUUGGGGAGAUCAGGGUAGCAACAGCAACAGCGGACAGCAGCAGCACCAGCAGCAACAGAAGCGGCUACUCGUCGCCUCCAGAGCUAAUUGAGGUACAACCAACCCACCGUCAGCAGCAGCAACAGCAGCAGAACUGCCGGCUGCAGCCGCAGCAGAUUGCGGAGUUCAGGAAGCUGCUGGAGAAGGAGCAGCGGCUUUGCUGCUUGCUCCUGUCGGGCUUUAGUUCUUCUCCUUAUUCGCUCCUCUUCUCUGGCGACAUUGACCUCACACUCUCGCUGCAGCAGCAAGUGGAGCAUGUGCAGCAGCAGCAGCGGCUAGAGCAGCAGCAGCAGCAGCAGCAGGUUGAAGCCAGGCGCUGCAAGUGCUGCAGCAGCAAACACAGAAAACUGCAACGAGGUGCUGCAGGGCAUUUCGUCUUCAACAAAUUUCUGCUGCGGGAGAUGCAGCAGCAUUUAUCGCAUGCAUAUAUAUCAGCGCAAAAAAAGGAAGCAGUUGGUGGCGCUGCUGCAGCAGCUCCUGCUGCUGCGGCGGCAGAAGCAGCGAGCGCACGCCCCUUGGAGGGUUGCGCACCAGACGGCGUAGACAGCAACAGCAACAACAGCAGCAGCCACAGCAGCAGAGCAUCUUCUGUAUACGAUUGCGAGGGUUGUUGCUGCUGUUCAUCGUCAGCAGCGGCAGCACCAUCAACUGGUUGCUGCUUUUCUCCGUGGCAAACGGUGCUGGUCCAGGGGGGGCUGCAGCAGCAGACGAUCGCCAUUGCCCGUGGCCAGCACAAACAGCAGCAGCAACAAAUGCAGCAGCAGCAGCAGCAGCAGCAUGAUCAACUGGGAAAAGAUUUGGAGUUCCUUCAGCUGUCUGUCUUAGCUAGGCGCUCUCGUUUUGCUGCUGGGACUCGUUUCUACAGUCGGGGUUUGGAACGGCCCGCAGAUGCUGCAGCAGCAGCAGCAGAUGGAGCGACAGCAGCAGCAGCAGCAGAUGGCCGCAGCAGCCCACUUGGAGUAGCCAACGAAGUGGAGUGCGAACAAAUGCUGUGGACUGUAUUGCCACCCCAAAUGGCAAUCGCAGCAGCAGCUGCUGCAGGAACACGAGCAAGAGCAGCAGAAGCAGCAGUACCAGCAGCCGUCACUGCGGAUACGUUGCGUCGUGAACCUUGGGACUCCGGCGACACAGCAGCAGCUGCUGCAUCAGCAGCAACAGCAGCAGCAGCAGCAGGAAGUGCUUCGUCAGAGUGGCGGUGGCGUUAUAAACCCUCCUGUGCCUCCGUUGUAUUUGUUAGAGGAUCGAUCCCUAUCUAUUGGAGACACGAAAGUGUUUCUCGUGCUCUCUUUUCUUUUCUUAUGCCAUCUCCUAGUACCUGUAUUGAUCUGCCUGCAGCUGAGGUGUACGUACACCUUAAGAGACACCUACACUGGCUGCUGCAUCGCUACCAGCAGCCGCUACUGCUGCUCGAUCUCGUCCGGCAACAGCACAACGUUGAGGGGACCCUCAGCAGCGCCUACCGCAAGGCCUUGUUCCACUGCAGCGACGAAUUCGCAGUGUCUAUACACUCCACCAGCGACAGCAGCAGCAGCAGCACCAGCAGCAGCAACAACAGCGAAGGCAGCAGCAGCAACUGCAGCAACACCAGCAGCAACUGCAGCAACACCAACAGCAGCAGCAGGAUUAGCAGCACCGGCAGUCACGGCACAGCAAGUCGCAGCUGCAAGUUAGGAACCCGCAGUCCCAGCAGGACAGUAGCAGGUACACCCACGUCUCCUGUUGAGGGAAACGCUGCAGACAAAAACAGCAGCGAACAGCAGCAGCCGCUACUGCAACAGCAGCAGCAGAAGCAGCAGUUGCCACAGGUAUACUACUACGAGAUGGAUUGGCACGUGCGCAGCGAGUCUGUUGGCUUUGACUCCGCGUUUGCUGAAUUGGCGGUCCUCGGCUCCAAGCUGCUGCAGCAAACAGGAUUCUUCCUGUUUCAGCAGCAACAGCAGCAUCAGCAUCAGCAAGAACAGUGUCAGCAGUCCGUUGUGCUGCAGAGGGGUGUGGUUCGUUUCAACUGUAUAGACUGCCUUGAUCGAACCAACAUCGCUCAUGUCUGUCUCGGUGUUGUUGCGCUGUACGUACACCUGAGGGCCCUAGGGGUUUGGAUGCGCGGCACUCCUUGCCCCCAUUGCUGCUUUGUAUUGGAGGGACGGCAGGAUGUGUUGAAAGCAACAGCUGAAGGUUUGCUGCUGCAGCAAACAGCAGAAACGAGACGCAGACACGGGGCAAUACUUUUCAAGGAGCAGCUGCUGCAGCAACAGCAGCAGGAGUUGAAUUGUAGCGCGGCACUGAUUGCUGGGGCAGCAGCAGACCAUGGGACUACAGCAGGGAUUUUCUCUCCUGGAUCUCAGGGAGCUGGAAAUGGAUUAGCAACACCAGCGGCGGCAGCAGCAGCAACAGCAACAGUGGCAGCCCUUGCCGCUCCUUCGGAAGAGCUACAGCUGCCUGGAUUUGAUUUGUCGUGCGGUGCAGCAGAAGCAGGAGUCGCAGCACCAGCUGGGGGUCCUCAAUUUUCUGUUGCUUCUUCUCCUUCCUUGCCAGCGUUUAAAACUGAAGCAGCACUUGUUGCUGUUCUAGGGGCCUUGUGGAGAGGUAUUGGUGACAGUAUUUCAAUUCAGUAUGCGGGCUCUCCGGCUCUGCAUGCAGCAGAAUUUCCCCCUUGCCCUACGCGUGCUGCUGCUGCUGUUGCUAGUGGCAGGCAGCAAACACAGCAGCAGCCGCAAACGCAGCAGCAGCAGCAGCCGCAGCAGCCGGUGUCUGCGACUGUACAGCGUGGCGAGAUGGCAGCAGCAACUUGGGAUGGAAUCAUCAGCGGUAUGAAGGACAGACCCUGGGCAGCACAGUCAAGGACCAGCGCUCUCUACGCUGUACAGAGGUAUGUCAGCAACAAGGUUUUUGACACGGAGAGACAGCGCGCCAUUUAUCUGCUCACCGGUGUCUUCAGGCCUUCUUUCCAAGGCCCCGAUCUUUUUUCGUUAGACUGUUCCCAGCAGCAGCUGCCUAUACAGACGGACGGUGGAGCACCAGGAGCAGCAGCAAGGCAGCAGUCUGCUGGAAGUCCUGCUGCUACUGCUGCCGCUCCAGGGAAACAGAGUCCAGGUCCAGCGGUGGCUGCUCUUAAGGCUGGGGGAAGCAAUGUGCCUCCGACGCCAGCACAGCAAGCAGCAGCAGAAGCAGGGGAAGCAGCCGCAGCUGCUGCUGCUGCAGUUCUGCAACGAGGCAACCAUCAAGCCUUUCUAAGGUUCAGCAACUUCCUCUGA
Messenger RNA from Eimeria maxima, 4296 nucleotides. RefSeq lists its product as hypothetical. The transcript is spliced from 2 exons. The record is from RefSeq and is a predicted model, not a curated record. Lineage: Eukaryota; Apicomplexa; Conoidasida; Eucoccidiorida; Eimeriidae. Bases 1 to 4296 code for a protein of 1431 amino acids. Gene Ontology annotation, cellular component: intracellular membrane-bounded organelle. Gene Ontology annotation, molecular function: phosphatidylinositol-3,5-bisphosphate 5-phosphatase activity. Gene Ontology annotation, biological process: phosphatidylinositol dephosphorylation.